UGUGUGUGAGAGUGUGUUUGAAUGAGUGUGUGUGCUGACAGCAGCUGGCCGAGGUGACAUUUAUCAGUUUCAUUCGUUUGACAUAAAUGAAAAGCUUGAAAAUCCGGAUAAUUACAUGAACCAGCGAUGCCCUGUGUACAAACCCAGUAUGCAUCCCUGCCCCAUGACACCUACUUCAGCUCUGAGUUCUUGAAUCCUGACCUCAGUGCCAAACUGGUGAUGGACAUCAAUGGCCAAAAGGACCAGCUGUCUACAUCUUCGUUGCCUAGCAUCAACACCUUGGUGGGAAAUGGCUAUGUGGGGGAGUUUGAUGCUUAUUCCUGCAAGAUUACCACCUCUCCUCCCGCCUCUACAGUUUCAUUCGGCCACGCCACAGUAGCUGAAAACUCCUGCCCUCAGAUGCAGAGCCAAGCCUUCAAGCUGGAUGAUCUCCAGGUGUAUGGCUGUUACCCAGGUUCCUUUGCACUCAGCUGCCUUGAUGAAACGCUCUCAUCAUGUGGCUCUGACUACUACGGCAGCCCAGUUUAUGCUGCUGCUUCCCCUCCAACAUCGGGCUUUCAGGCCCAGUCCGCACCUGUCUGGGAUUCCCCUUUCAGCCCCUACCCCUCAGCCGCCUCGUCCUCUGCGGCUGAUAAGGCGGCCAUGGCCCAGCAGUUCUCUUUUUUCACCUUCAGCCCCACACCAGAGCAGCACUCGCCCCUGGGGCAGCAUCAGGACGCUCAGCCCGGCCACGACGACCCAUUCUUCCUGCCCCCUCAGCAGCAUGUCUCUCCACUUCACUGUCCCUCCAUGUCUCUGGAGCACGGAGCCCUGGAAAGCCCCAAUAUAGUGGAGGGGGGCAUGACGUCCCCUAAAACCCACAACCCAGGGUCCAGUGAGGGCCGCUGUGCAGUUUGUGGUGACAAUGCAUCAUGCCAGCACUAUGGAGUUCGCACCUGUGAGGGAUGCAAAGGUUUCUUCAAGCGAACUGUACAGAAAAAUGCAAAGUAUGUGUGCCUCGCCAAUAAAGACUGUCCUGUGGACAAGAGGAGGAGAAACCGCUGCCAGUUCUGUCGCUUCCAAAAAUGUCUCGCAGUGGGAAUGGUCAAAGAAGUUGUCCGCACAGAUAGCCUCAAAGGUCGCCGGGGUCGUCUGCCCUCCAAACCCAAGACUGUGGCCGAGGCUUCAUCCACAACCCCCAGUGUCAACAUCAUAGCCUGUCUUGUCAGGGCUCAUUUAGACUCAAACCCAACCAUUGGAAAGCUCGACUACUCCAAGUACCAGGACACAGUCGGCAACCUGAAAGAAAAGGAGGAUGCCGGUGAUAUCCAGCAGUUUUAUGACCUGCUGACCGGAGCUCUGGAUGUAAUAAGGAACUGGGCUGAAACCAUCCCAGGAUUCACAGAUUUCUGCACAGAGGACCAGGAGCUGCUCCUUGAAUCAGCCUUUGUUGAGCUCUUCAUUCUGCGACUUGCAUACAGGUCAAAUCCAGAGAAGAACAAGCUGAUCUUCUGCAACGGUCUGGUCCUCCACCGGCUGCAGUGUGUUCGCAGUUUUGGCGACUGGAUUGACUCCAUUAUGGAUUUCUCCCAGAACCUUCAACGCAUGAACUUAGACGUCUCCUUGUUCGCCUGCCUCGCAGCUUUAGUUAUCAUCACAGAUCGUCAUGGCCUCAAAGAGCCCAAACGGGUCGAGGACUUUCAGACUCAUCUCAUCACUUGUUUAAGGGAACAUGUGAGUGGGAACGGAUCAGAUGCAAGCCGGACCCAGCCCAACUAUCUUUCCCGCCUUCUGGGUAAACUCCCCGAACUGAGGACUCUGUGCACACAGGGCCUGCAGCGCAUCUUCUACCUGAAACUGGAGGACCUGGUCCCCCCUCCUCCAAUAGUGGAGAAAAUCUUCAUGGAUACUCUGCCGUUCUGAAAAAACAUGAACACAAAUGUGUUCUUUGUAAAAAAUAAUAGACUCACAGCACCUAAUGUGAGGUUUCAUCCUUGAACUCUACUGGUGAACCUCCUUCUAUCACUCUCACUUGUGUGCUGACAGAUGUCUGACAUUGUUCAAGAGACCAUUAUUUUUCUAACAUUAAGUUUUGAAUAUGGUACCUGUGUGAGUACCACGUUAAGAUUUAUUUCAGUUCAAUGAAACUCUCACAGACAGCUGAAAUGGUAUUAACAGUUCAGAAUUCAGUUUUAUAUAUGUUUUUGUGUGCAUUUGUAAAAUGACUUUAUUGCUGUGCUGGAUGUGUGAAUAUUGUCUUGCUAUGCAGCUAAUAAGACAUGGAUAUUUGGGCCGAUGCAAUGCAGUGUUACAUACUCAGCUGAAAACAACAGAAACACACUAAUCUCUUACAAAGCAUGUUUUAAAAGUUGCUUUAUGAUCCCAUUUAGAAGCUGAGAUCGUAGAUCAUUUUGGUAGAAAAAAGCGGGAGGAAUCACUCGUCCUGUUUCUUUAAAGAACUGUGAAGUCCUGCUUUUCAAAAGGGAAAUAUUUACUAUUUUCUUUGUUUCACAAAAGAUAGUUUAAGUCCCAAUCCUGCUCCUGUGGAAGGUCUUGGACCAAAGUUUACUCUUAUUUUGAUACUACCACUCAUAAACCUUAUUGCCUUAAGCUAAACAAAAUGUUUUGCCAUAAGUCCAUGCUGCCAUUGUGCAACACCUCGUAAAGGCUGAUGCUGGGAGGGCUCCUGUUAAACAUGUCCCUGUAACAACAUACUUUGUUGGACAAAAAUGGACUUGCUGGAUAAAAAAUAUAAAGUGCCUUUAUGAAGCCGCAGUCCUCGAACCAUAAUAAGUGACACUAAGUUAAUUUUCAUUCCAAAUAUCACGAAACAUACACAGAGCCCUAUUUAGUCUAGUGGAAUAGUCAAUUUCAAAAUUAAUUUCAUAUUUUAAUAUGACUUCCUGUGUGUGCCAGCUUUUGAUAUGAAGUGCCUGUGGCACUAGUCAGUACACUUGACAAAGAGCAGAUAAUACUUGAACACACUCUUCACACGACUAAACUGGGAGGACAUCAAGUGAUGACAGGUGGUUUAGGAUCUACGAGAACUAAAUCCUGUUCACAUGUUCCUGAGCCAAUGAAAUUCAUAGCUGCAGCAGAGCUGUCCCGUUUAAAAUUAUAUUAAGUCGAAGCACAUUUCAGGGUCCCCCUGUACCCACAUUUACACCCAGCGAACUCUUUAUAUCAUUUGUUUUUACCCAACAGUGCUUGAAAACCCUUGACUGGCUACAAAUACAUCAACCCUACAUGUGUUCAUAAAGCUCUCCUACUGUCUUCCACAUUCUUCUGAGUUUUUAUAUGUUGCAUUUAUUUUGUAUUUUCAUCUCAAAAUGAACUAAAGAAAUAUCUUAAGGAAUCACAGUGAAUUGUGAUGAUCUUCUCAGCUAAGAGCAGCUAAGAGCACUUCAAACAGUGUUCAAACAAUAUGAAGAACACUUCUUUCCCCUCCUGUAUGUGUUUUGUUUGGGACAUGUGUGUGUGGACUUUGAAAAUACUGCCAGGGCUUUGGUAAAAUGGUGCAGAAGUGUUAAAACACAAAGAAUAUUUGAUAUUAAA
Molecule: messenger RNA, 3534 nt
Organism: Centropristis striata (black sea bass)
Lineage: Eukaryota; Metazoa; Chordata; Actinopteri; Perciformes; Serranidae
Product: probable nuclear hormone receptor HR38
Exons: 7
Coding region: 127-1902 (591 amino acids)
Biological process (GO): regulation of transcription by RNA polymerase II; cellular response to corticotropin-releasing hormone stimulus
Cellular component (GO): transcription regulator complex; nucleus
Molecular function (GO): zinc ion binding; nuclear receptor activity; RNA polymerase II cis-regulatory region sequence-specific DNA binding
Source: RefSeq, a predicted model, not a curated record